Anopheles bellator is the source of this 3897-nucleotide messenger RNA. RefSeq lists its product as uncharacterized. Bases 61 to 3372 code for a protein of 1103 amino acids. Lineage: Eukaryota; Metazoa; Arthropoda; Insecta; Diptera; Culicidae. The transcript is spliced from 4 exons. The record is from RefSeq and is a predicted model, not a curated record.
UGUCCGACGAGUUUCGUGAAGGUCGUCCAAAAUCGACUGACCCUCGUACACUGCUGCCCAAUGAAACAGGAAAUGGAUCGAGAACAAAGAAACGCCGCAUUUAGAAAAAUAGCAUUGGAGAAGCUACAUUGUGCGCAUAGCCGGUCCCAUAAAUUAUCUUCGAAGUCGCUCGUAAAACUGCAAAAAUUGGACUCUUUGUUUGAAGAUCAAAAUAGACGGUUGAAGUCUGAUACUUUGGUUAAAGUGAUUAGUGAAGUAAAUAAAUUGAUAGCUGAGAUAGCUGUUUGGACGGAAUUAGAGCAUAGCAGGAUAGUUGAUCCCAAACAGCUAACCUCUCUCAAAACAAUCGUUCAAUCAGCACCGUUGCAACAGUCACCUUCGGAUGCUUCAGCAUUAUAUCCGCAGAAAGAUUUCACCCCAGAGGAGCGCUAUGUUCAUGAAAACUCAAGCAAAUGUCGAAGUGAUAGUUUAAAUGCAGAAAUGGACAAAUUGUUACUUAAAGAAAUAUCCCAAAUAGCUUCUGAUUAUGAUGCUGAUAAGUGUCCAGCUAUAAAGAAUAAUGAUAAUGAAGAAAGGUUGGCCUUAAAGUAUCCGCGGAAAAAAAUAGACUCCAUCGACCAGCCCGCUGCUUUUAAGAUUCCAGAAAUUCCAUCCAAAAGAUCAACCGCUCCGCUAUAUUGGCGGCGAGAUCAAAUAUUUUCUAAACCAGAAGCAGCAAAAACUUACGGUGAAUAUAAGAGACAGCAGCAGAUGGCGGCAGCUGCAGAAAGACAAAAAGCAUCAACUUCACCAAUCCAAGAAGACAAGUCUGGCGGUGUAUUCGGUUCCUCUGGUGUGCGUGCUGUAAAGCCCGCAUUUACGUCAAUUCCGGUUGAUAGGUUGCUGCGAAACGAAAUCGAUGUAUCGAGAGAAGUGGCUUCAGUUGUAGGAGGAAAAGAAGCGACUACUUCAGUGACUACUUCUUCCUCAAAUAAUGUGCUCGACGCAUCCAUGCAUCGUAACGAAAACAGUGUUCGUUUAGCCCAUUCCGACAAACGGGAGUCACACAUUUUCACGACACCAAAAACUACAUCUGGGAAAGCAGCGUCCUCUAGUGCGCCACAAUCGGACGUUUCAGAGCAUUUCAAGAACCUGGCCGAGGAAAACACGCGUGAAAUCACAGACAAGUCUACCACAAAGACUGAUCCACAAAAGAAGAAUCAAACGAAAAAAAAAGUGUACAAUAGAGAGCUAAACGAUAUAAUUUUGGGGGCUGUAGAAUAUGGAUGUAACUCUCGCAGAAAGCAAGAAAAUGAUAAAUUAAAAAAUGUAGUCAUGCAACCUAAAGGUACCCAGGAAUCCGAAGGCCAUGCUGGCAACACAGAAAAACUUUUGAAUAUGCAAAAAAUGUGUAAGGAUUUUCGAAUUGUUUUGACUAGAAUCGACGAGAAUGAUUUGCCCAUCGCCCGAAGAACUCGAAGCAAGUCUACGGACAACCGUUCUAAUUUUGCGCUACAUAAACCUGCUGAAGAUUGUACUAUGCAAGACGAUAUGCAGUCGCGGAAGGCUCGUAGGAAAAGUGUGGAUAGUCGUACGCAACUUGAAACCAGCCGAACCUCCCAAACACUAACAAAGGGACGCAAGAACAGAGCCAAAAGCAUGUGGUGUAAAAGAACAAACCAUAAAGAUACCGGGAAAAGAGCGAACUCGUUCAAGAAAAAGAAAGAUGUUUCUCCUAUUAGAAAGUUGCACGAUAAUUCUUCGAACAAGCUCACCGAAGACGAAGCCGAUCGAGACAGUAACAUGUAUCUUUCAGACACCGAGGAUGGUGCUAUUAUUAUACAGCCAUUGACAAAGAAGUGCCGUAAGGCUAACGAUAAUGAUAAAGUACAUUGCCAAAGUAAAUUUAUGUUUAAUUGCUGCCUCUGUGAAUAUAGUGGAAGCAACAUGGUCGACCACUACGUAAGCAAGCAUCCCGAUCAGGAGGUGUUUAUCAGUCGCGUUUCACCUGACCAAGCAGACGUAAUAAGAAAGCAACCAUCAGCCCUACACGGAAAAUGUGUCACUUUGGGUCAAGUUCGGCGGUCCAUAUCAUGCAUAUGCUUUUUUUGUGAGAUUGUCUAUGUUUUAACACCGAAUGAAUGGAUCGAGCAUAUUGCUCGUCACACAGGAGAGUUUGUGUAUUGUAACGACAGCAAAAACAUGAUAAAUGUAAAUAGCGACAUUGAGUUUAGUUCUAAUCACAUGUAUGCUCACAUAUGUGAUAGAUGCAAUUUUGUGCAAGUAAGCUCUACUAAUAUGAAGAAACAUUUCUCUACGCAUCAUUCGAGCGAUCACCAGCACGUUGAAGAAUACAUUCGAUUUAGUUUGGUAAAUUACCAUACUGAAUCUGAAGGUGAACACGAUGAGCUCCUUGAUGCUAGUAUCUGUACAAAAUUGGACUCGGAUCUUAGCUGUGAUAUAGUCAACCUACCAUUAUCAGUAAAUGGCGUUCCGUACGACAUCGAAACAACCAUUGCAUCGCAACAGCCAGCUUCGGAUUUGUGUUACUUCCAAGAGUCUAUAGUAAAAGAAGAGGUUCACUUUGAUGAAUCGUUAGAAGAGGACAAUCGAUUUGGAACGGAACGGAACUGUAACGGAAUGUCGGUGCUUCAGGAUGUUGGAAACGGCGAUAACUUCGAUAGCCAUUCGAUGGUUUCGGCUGAUAGUGGACGUACAAUAGACAUGCCUGGUAUAUCAAAUGUCAAACCUGAUAUUGCCACUAUUGAAAACGAUAUUGAUGGUCAACCAAAUGAAAAGGAACCAUUGAAUUACGAUUCCGAUGAUAGCAGGUGCACGAUUCCCAUGGACGAAACGUACUUCAACGAAAGAACAAAAAUUAAAGUCGAAGAUGCUUUGGAUGAGCAAAUUCCGUUAAGUGCAGACCAAAGUACCGAUAAUUGUAGUGGUAAUCAAAGCCCAGCGAUCCAAACUGCGGAAGAUCGAACCACCAGUGCGAGAAAUGCUCCGUUAAUUGAACCCCAUGAAGACGAAUCACAGUCAGCUACUAUGGAGAUUCAUAAGACCAUAGUUUGUACGGAAGCGUUUGCGAUUAGAAAAAUUGAUACAAACCUAAUCUACGUAUGUCUUUAUUUGGGCUGUUGCAGUGUGGCAUCAAACGUAGACAAAUUACGACAGCACGUAGAGACAAAACAUGCGCAUGAUAAAUGGGGUGGCUUUUGCCAUACGUGUUGCAGACUUGUUAGAAACACAUAUAACAGCCCACCUUUAUUCGUAGUUGACCAGCUCCAACAUUUUUUGGAACAACAUACAGAAUCAACCAAGACACAGAGCCAACAAAAAAUCCGAUUGCGGAAGUUGCCUGGAGAUUUGCUUUCUGGAGCUGUGGAGUAGAUGAAACUGUUGUAUCUGGAAUGUACCAAGCAUUAUAUCGCGCAAAAGGGUUGCGCAUCUAGCGCAUCAAAAUUGCAAUAAGGGACCUGGGAGAAAUAAACAAUGUCCGGGUAUGCCAAUGUUGUGGCUGGACUCAGUACAUAAACAUUGUGAUUUCGAGUGCAAGCAUUGCUUUUACCGGAGCCACGAAGCUGAAGCGGUUUCGUCCAUCAACAUUCUUGUCAUAACGCCGAAGAAUCAUUGUUUAUAGCUCGGAACAAGCUGCAUCGACGCAAAGGAGCAUUACCAUUACGUUCAUGUAUGACAUGCUAAACAAAUGUUUUGUCGGUACACAAGCGGAAAACAGAUCAACGGGCUGUCUAAUCAACGAUUAAUGUUCAAAAUUAAAUCUAUUAAUCAUCUCUUAAUUUAAUUGUUCGUUUUAGUUCAAACAUUUCUAGAAAGUUGUAAUAAAAUUAUAAGAAAUAAAAAAGGAAGUUACAAUAAAUUAUCUUGGGCGUCGAUGAAGGACCGACGCAGACUCGA